Colossoma macropomum (tambaqui) is the source of this 1580-nucleotide messenger RNA. RefSeq names its product sialoadhesin. The record is from RefSeq and is a predicted model, not a curated record. The transcript is spliced from 2 exons. Lineage: Eukaryota; Metazoa; Chordata; Actinopteri; Characiformes; Serrasalmidae.
AUAACAAAAAUACAAAAUGUUCAGUUCAGUAAAAAUUCAUGCAUAACAAACUUUUAUUAUUUCUGGCACACAGGCAUCCUGUUUAGCGGUACCUGGACAUGGUCAGUAACAAUGCCAGGGAGUAUUAAUGGUCUAUACGGUUCUUGCUUGGUUAUACCAUGUAACUUCUCCUACAAUUUCUAUCCACCUAAAAACCAUGAUUGAGUAGUGUGGUAUCAGUAUGUUAGUCGUGGAUACCCUUUAGUGUAUGAUAGUUGGUACCCUGGAUCAGUGAUUGACAAGUUUAGAGGAAAAACCAGUUUAUAUGGAAGCCCAUCCGUGAAGGACUGCAGUCUGCUGAUUGAGGACCUUAAACUAUCCCACCAUGGAGAAAAAGUUUAUACCUGGAUAGACCCGGAAAAUACUGGAUACAAAACUUACAGAUUCUAUGAUGUUACCAGUACGAUUUAUAUUGAAACAUCAGCACCAGCGCCCAGCAUUGACAUUUUUGGAGGAAACCAAAUUGGGCAACACAUCACUGUUCAGUGCAGCACAUACCACACCUGCCCUUACAGAAAACCCUCUCUGACUCUGAGUGGGAUAGAAGGAACACAAGACAGAUUGGAACACACUGACAUUGGAAGUGGCACCUGGAAAAUCACACUAAAACGUGAAGGGAUUGUUAAGUCUGAUAACCAGAGAGUUGACUGUGUGGUCAGACAUCCCGUUGGUCUUUCGGCUUCAGCUACUAAAACACACACUGUGACGUUUAAGUGACACUUCUGUUUCAUACAUUUCUGAAUUAUCGAAAAAUUAAUUGUGUUGACCCUGGAAACAAGAAACAUCUAGACACACUUUCUCAUGUCCUUUUUAACAUUCAGUGGCACAUGAGUCAGGAAAUCAGAUUUGUAGCAUUGCAUUGUGGUUGUUUGAUGCCAGAUUUUAUCUUUAUUAUCAACAGGUCCCAUUUACAGUCCCCAGAUUACACCUGAUUCCAGCACAGAGUUUCUUGAGGGAGUGAAAACAGACAUCAUUUGCUCAGUUACAUACAAGUGCCCCAGAGACCGACCUCACAUCACUUGGAAUGGUGGACAGUUAUCUGGCAGCAUGUCUCUUGUAUCUUGAACACAACAGGAAGCUAGAUCAACAUUAAAGUUCACUGCAAGUGCUACUGACCAUGGUAAAGUCAUUACCUGCCAAAUAGAUUUUAAAGGAUGUGUUCAAACAGAGAAAAUUACUUUAAAAGUGAAAAGUGAGUAAAAACCCUUCUUAAGUUUUCUGUUUUUACUGAUUGUCCUGUAUUUUUUUUUCAUGUAUUUAAGCUACAUGUGUUGUUUAUUAUACAGUACUUUGCUUAAAUAGAUAAAUUGCCAACGGCUGCAAUUCUAAAAUGUACCACUAUACUUAUAUACCUAUAUAGUACUUAUAAGUACAGCAUACUUAUAAAAGAGCUUGUAAGUGCACGUCUGAAAAUGAGGGUCUGAAGUUUAUGCUUUUGAAUGCUACUGGUGACAUUCAUUGCCAAAAAUCUGUGCAUACUCACUCUGAGGAGUGUAAAAAUUAAGUGGCACUGGCACCAGCUGGAAAAGUAUUUUUAAAUC